This is a messenger RNA of Racocetra fulgida, 822 nucleotides long. Lineage: Eukaryota; Fungi; Glomeromycota; Glomeromycetes; Diversisporales; Gigasporaceae. The record is from the annotation of a GenBank genome assembly.
AUGGAAGAAACCCAAGUCAUGCCUAUUGGUGAAUCUGACACAAUGGUAGACUGGAAUUGCCUGCGAAUAAGUGAUUUGAAAUUAAUGUGUUUAAGAUAUAACAUCGCUUCGGAAGGAAUGAAGGCGGAUAUUAUAAACCGCUUAGAAACUUUCUGGAAGAAAUCAAAUGAAAGAGAUAGUGAACUAUUAAGAGUAGAAAAAGAGAAAUUGGAUAAUGAAAUGCAAAAACAGGCCAUUCUGACUUACAUAGAGAAGAGGUUAAAAAGGAAAAUUGAUAAAAAAUUAGAAAACUCGCUACUGAAAGUGUUGGAUAAAAACUUGCAACAAUGGUCAAAGGUAAAUACUAUUGAAAGCUUUCCCAAAAAGACUUUUAAAAAUUAUAAGACCAAAGUUGAGAGUAAUAAGGAAGGUGGUCACAAUACCUUUUUGCCCGAAUACUUUGCUGGAGUCAGAGGUGGUAAACUGCUUCAUCCAGAAAUAGAAGAAUUAAGUAAAUUAUGUUUGUUCUCCUCUGCAUUUAAUACAAAAGGCCCUUUACUAUAUAAAAAGCUGCAAAGCAAAUACAAUGAUAGUAGUUCUGCAAUGGACAUUAACAAAGUGGUAGCUACUACUUUUGGAACUAAAUUGGACUGCACUUGUGCUGCCAGAACCAAGGAUCACUUUCGCACCAGGUCUAUCAGGGUUUGUAGAACUUUGGAGAAACCAAAAAUGAAAAUUUUUGGCUAUACAUAUUCAUCUGUAGAAAAACUAUCAGAAGAAGCCAGAAUAUUAGCAAAAAAUUUAGUAUCACCCUUUUACAGAGCUAGAUUAGACAAAUACUGA